AGCUCCGGGCCUGAACCCGCCCCCACCGGCUCUCAUUUCCCUAAAAAAAAAAAAAAGAGAGCGAGAGCGAGGGGGGAAAACCCUCCCAUCUCCUUCCACUUCUCUCCUUCCCCCUCCUUCCCGCUCCGCUUUUCCCUUCGGUCCCGAGGCGCGUCUGCCCGGGACUCGCCAGCCAGCAUGUCCGGGGCCAGGGCGUGCUGGCUGCUCCUGUCCUUCGCGGUGCUGGGACGAGCCCUGGACUUCCCCGAUUACACCUAUGAGCUGGAGGAAGAGGAAGACACUGAGCCCAUUGACUAUAAGGAUCCUUGCAAAGCUGCUGCCUUUCUGGGAGACAUAGCAUUGGACGAGGAGGAUCUCAGGUUAUUCCAAGUGGACCAACUCGUGGACCUCAAACGCCGCACCUUUGAGAAAACAGCCACCAACACCUCAGGAAUCAGCACCAACAGCACCAGCCUGAAGUUCAGGAGGCAGCAGAAGAGGCAAUGGAGGCGGGGCCAGGCUCAGUCUCGAAGCCGCCGUGCCGCCACUUCCCGUCAUGAGAGGGUGUGGCCGGAUGGGGUCAUUCCCUACGUGAUCAGCGGGAACUUCAGUGGCAGCCAGCGGGCAAUUUUCCGACAGGCCAUGCGCCACUGGGAGAAGCACACCUGCGUCACCUUCUUGGAGCGCAAUGCUGAGGAGAGCUACAUAGUGUUCACGCACAGGCCAUGUGGGUGCUGCUCCUAUGUGGGCCACAGAGGAGGGGGACCCCAGGCCAUCUCCAUUGGCAAAAACUGUGACAAGUUCGGCAUCGUGGUUCAUGAGCUGGGUCACGUCAUUGGCUUCUGGCACGAGCACACGCGCCCAGACCGGGAUGACCAUGUGUCCAUCGUCCGGGAGAAUAUCCAACCAGGGCAGGAGUAUAACUUCUUGAAGAUGGAGCCCGAAGAGGUGGAGUCCCUGGGCGAGACAUAUGAUUUCGACAGCAUCAUGCACUAUGCCAGGAACACCUUCUCCAGGGGGGUUUUUCUUGAUACCAUCAAGCCCAAAUACAAUGUGAAUGGGGUAGUGCCCCACAUCGGCCAGCGGACUCGGCUCAGCAAAGGGGACAUAGACCAGGCACGCAAGCUUUACAGAUGUCCAGCCUGUGGAGAGACCCUCCAGGACAGUCAGGGAAAUUUCUCCUCCCCAGAGUUCCCCAACGGAUACCCUGCACAUGUGCACUGCGUCUGGAGGAUAUCGGUCACCCCGGGAGAAAAGAUCAUCCUGAACUUCACGUCCAUGGAUCUGUACCGAAGCCGGCUGUGCUGGUAUGAUUACGUGGAGGUGAGAGACGGGUUCUGGAGAAAGGCCACACAGCGAGGUAGGUUCUGCGGGAAUAAGCUCCCCGAGCCCAUCAUCUCCACCGACAGCCGCCUCUGGAUUGAGUUCCGCAGCAGCAGCAACUGGGUCGGCAAAGGGUUCUUCGCUGUCUACGAAGCCAUCUGUGGGGGAGAAAUGAAGAAGGAUAACGGCCACAUCCAGUCUCCGAAUUACCCAGAUGAAUACCGGCCCAACAAAGUGUGCACCUGGAAGAUCACGAUCUCUGAGGGCUUCCAUGUGGGGCUCACCUUCCAGUCAUUCGAGAUCGAGCGGCACGACAGCUGUGCCUACGACUAUCUGGAGAUCCGGGAUGGCAGCAGUGAGUCGAGCAGCCUGAUCGGCCGGUACUGCGGCUACGACAAGCCCGACGACAUCAAGAGCACUUCCAACAAGCUGUGGAUGAAGUUUGUCUCGGACGGCUCCAUCAACAAGGCUGGCUUUGCCGUCAACUUCUUCAAAGAGGUAGACGAGUGCUCGCAGCCCAACAACGGCGGCUGUGAGCAGCGCUGCGUGAACACCCUAGGCAGCUACCGGUGUGCCUGUGACCCUGGCUACGAGCUAGCUUUGGACAAGCGCCGGUGUGAAGCUGCCUGUGGAGGCCUCCUCACCAGACUCAACGGCUCCAUCACCAGCCCUGGCUGGCCCAAGGAAUAUCCGCCCAACAAGGACUGUGUCUGGCAUCUUGUGGCGCCCUCCCAGUACCGCAUCUCACUGCAAUUCGAAUUCUUUGAGACUGAGGGGAAUGACCAGGUGUGCAAAUACGACUUUGUGGAGGUGCGCAGUGGGCUGUCAGCCGACUCCAAGCUGCACGGCAAGUUCUGCGGUGCCGAGAAGCCUGACGUCAUCACUUCCCAGUACAACAAUAUGAGGAUCGAGUUCAAAUCCGACAACACUGUCUCCAAGAAGGGCUUCAAAGCCCAUUUCUUCUCAGACAAAGAUGAAUGUUCGAAGGAUAAUGGAGGGUGCCAGCACGACUGCCUAAAUACUUUCGGCAGCUACCAGUGCCAAUGCCGCAGUGGCUUUGUGCUGCAUGACAACAACCACGAUUGCAAAGAAGCCGGCUGUGAUCACAAGGUGACGUCCAUCACUGGUACCAUCACCAGCCCUAACUGGCCUGAUAAGUACCCGAGCAAGAAAGAAUGCACCUGGGCAGUAACUACCACGCCUGGGCACCGCGUCAAACUGACCUUCACGGAGCUAGAUAUUGAGGGUCAUCAGGAAUGCACUUAUGACCACUUGGAGGUUUACAAUGGGAAAGAUGCCAAGGCUCCAGUCCUGGGCAGGUUCUGUGGGGCUAAGGAACCGGACCCCGUCAUCUCCACCAGCAACAAGAUGUUCCUCAAGUUCUUCUCUGAUAACUCCGUCCAGAAGAAGGGCUUCCAGGCCACCUAUUCAACAGUCUGUGGGGGCCAGAUGCGAGCUGAGGUGAAAACCAAGGACCUAUACUCACACGCUCAGUUCGGAGACAACAACUACCCUGGGGGCUCGGACUGCGAGUGGGUGAUUGUAGCGGAAGAAGGCUACGGGGUGGAGCUCAUCUUCCAGACCUUCGAGAUCGAGGAGGAGGCCGACUGUGGGUACGACUACAUGGAGCUCUUCGACGGCUAUGACGGGACAGCGCCACGCCUGGGGCGCUACUGCGGAUCUGGGCCCCCGGAAGAGGUCUCCUCCGCCGGCGAUUCGGUCAUGGUCAAGUUCCACUCGGACGACACCAUCAGCAAGAAGGGCUUCCACCUGCGGUUCACCAGCACCAAAUUUCAGGACACUCUGCACACAAGGAAAUGAGGCUCCACAGCCACCAGGACCCUCGCCACCCCACGCUGGAGGGACGGUUCUUUUCUGUAUAGAACAAAUACAUGUGCGGGGAGGUGGGGGGAACCAGACAGACUGGAUGGAGAAACACACAGUGAACCUCAGCACUGAGACACACUCACACAGAGGCUACGGCGCAGUCAGCUGCUGGCAUCGACCAGAUUGGGGGCGGGGGGUCUUAUCUCUUUAAAUAUCCAUUCCUGGGCCUCUUUUUGUUCUUUGAAGCAGGGCACCACCCAAGCCAGGAAAAAUGUUCUUCUUAACCACUUUGCAACUACCGUUGAUGAAUCGAUUGUAACCCCCAACUUCCCUAACCCCCCAACCCCCGAGAGGUAUCGCUUAAUGCAGGAAAGUCCAAGUUUAUGGCAGACGUUUUCCUUUAUAAACUUGACAAAGCAGGUAUCAGCUCAGCUCUCUGAAUGUACAAACCCCAUAGGAGUGAAGAGCCCAGCAAACACACAGAAGCUGCUGGCUAUCUGUUGUAACAAUGUAAUAAAAACUCUGUCUUGUAAGGAGAUGGCCAUCGGCCUCUUUAACUCUCAUCUGUUUGGGGUUUUGUUUCAGUGGUGCUUUUCUGAGAGACACCUAAUGUAUCGGAGUCCUUUUCCCCAAAUGUUCAUUCGUUCUUUUUAAAAGUCUGAUCUCCAGUUGGAGCGUUGUCCUCUUUCAUGAUACAUCAGUCGAUCUAGAGACAACCCCGAAAGCAAUUGCGGGAAGGAGCCAUGCGCUACCUCCGGCCCCAUUUGGAAAGUCUGUGUCUAAUAAACGGAAAGUGUUGCAAACAAAACCGCCUGGAGUCCUUGCUGGUGUGCGCCUGCUAUCCAGGUAUUCCCAUCUGGGCUCUCUUUUGGAUCCUUUUUGGAUCCUCUUUCAUCCUCUGCCAUCUGGUGGUUGUUUCCAGCGAUGCUGUCUCUUUCUGGGGUCCUGCUUUGCAGAAGCCAUUGUCUCAUUGGGUUCCAGCAGUGCUGGAUCCUUCUUGGGAGCGAUCCUAAUCUCUUGGAUACUAUACUCGUGCCUGCUCCCCAACUCUGCUGUUUCUUUCAGGGCUCCUGUGGUAGUGUUCUGCUCUCCAGAUGUUUCCAGCUGUGAUCUCUCUUUUGUGGAUCCUUUUCUGCAGCCUUCUGUAUCUCUUAAUCUUCCAUGGGUCUGAUUCUCCUUUCACACUCAUGUUAAUCUGGAGGAAUUCUAGUGGACUCAAUGAAAAGUCUCCACUAUAUGGUAAAUGAGAAGACUAAAAAAGGCCCUAUCCAUCUGGGGCUUGAGUCAGCAAAGCAAUUAAGGAGUUGCUUAAAGUUAAGCGAGUACUUAAAAUUGAUCAUAUUUAAUAAGUACUUUUUUAACGUGUUUUUAUAUUCAAAUAUCUUAUUCCCUCACCCCAUUUUGUAAGGGGAAUAGUAAGAAAAUAUUACAGAGCAAUUGAGAGAGACAAAAGAAACCCAUAAGGUAACAUGGGCAUUUACAUUCAGCAAAGAGCAGAGUCCUGGGUCUGAACCCUGGCAUGGCUGCAUCUCAAGUUUGCUAAUAUGAAAUGCUCAGUCGCUGGCUCAUUUUGCAGUAGGCACCAUACGUGCAAUGUGAACAAUGUUCACACAUAAGUGGGUCUCUCUGAACCAGAGAUGGGUCUAAACCCAAACUCCAGAGUGUCAGGAAAGCUCGGAGCCAGGCCUGAAUCGUGCAGUACAAGCCAGCUCUGAUUGCAACAGGCAUUCUGAAGCUGAGGAGCCUUUAACUGAGGCUUUAAACAGAUUUAUAGAGCUGGUCAAAUGCAUGUCAAUGGCAAAAUGCAGACACUUGGAUCAAAUUCUCCAUUCUCAACCCAAACUGUCUCCAGAGUCCUUGUGGACAGAGGAGUCACCAGCUUUGUCAUGGGUGUGCGGGAGCAGGGCCGGCUCCAGGCACCAGCUCAGCAAGCAGGUGCUUGGAGCGGCCAAGGGGAAGUGGCGGCAAGUCGGGCUCUUCGGCAGCAAU
Messenger RNA from Gopherus evgoodei (Goodes thornscrub tortoise), 5118 nucleotides. RefSeq names its product bone morphogenetic protein 1 (gene BMP1). The transcript has 20 exons. Bases 178 to 3123 code for a protein of 981 amino acids. Gene Ontology annotation, biological process: proteolysis. NCBI's taxonomy places the organism in Eukaryota, Metazoa, Chordata, Testudines, Testudinidae. The record is from RefSeq and is a predicted model, not a curated record. Gene Ontology annotation, molecular function: serine-type endopeptidase activity; calcium ion binding; zinc ion binding.